This is a messenger RNA of Jatropha curcas, 3301 nucleotides long. RefSeq names its product plasma membrane ATPase 1. Gene Ontology annotation, molecular function: ATP binding; ATP hydrolysis activity; P-type proton-exporting transporter activity. Gene Ontology annotation, cellular component: membrane. NCBI's taxonomy places the organism in Eukaryota, Viridiplantae, Streptophyta, Magnoliopsida, Malpighiales, Euphorbiaceae. Gene Ontology annotation, biological process: proton export across plasma membrane. The record is from RefSeq and is a predicted model, not a curated record.
AAUAUAAUAGAAGAGAGGAGCAGAUUGUACCCGCCAAGUACAUGACAUGAUCUACUUUGAGCUGUUUAUCCGCAACAACAAAGUAAUAAUUGUGCCUUCAAAAGCUGCCACCCCAAGAUUCUAGAGUGAGACAAAGAAAUAGAGAGACAAAGAAAUAGGUAAGGGAAACAUGAUACACAGAAGAGAGAGAAAACAGAAGUUCUCUGAAAAUUAGAUUGAGAUGGUUGAAAAGGCUGAAACUUUGGAGGCUGUGUUGAAGGAAGUUGUGGAUUUGGAGAAUGUGCCAAUUGAAGAGGUUUUUCAAACUUUGAGGUGUAAUUCAAAUGGUCUCACAACAGAGGCUGCAGAGCAGAGGCUCACGAUUUUUGGAUACAAUAAGCUUGAGGAAAAGCAGGAGAGUAAGUUUUUGAAGUUUUUGGGUUUUAUGUGGAACCCUCUUUCAUGGGUGAUGGAGGCAGCAGCUAUCAUGGCUAUUGCUCUUGCUAAUGGAGGAGGAAAACCGCCUGACUGGCAAGAUUUUGUUGGAAUUAUUACUUUGCUUCUUAUCAAUUCUACUAUAAGUUUUAUAGAGGAGAACAAUGCUGGUAAUGCUGCUGCUGCUCUUAUGGCUCGUCUUGCUCCCAAAGCCAAGGUCCUUCGUGAUGAAAGGUGGAUUGAGGAGGAUGCCUCCAUUCUUGUUCCUGGUGAUAUUAUCAGUGUUAAGCUUGGGGACAUUAUUCCUGCAGAUGCAAGACUUCUUGAAGGAGAUCCAUUGAAAAUUGAUCAGUCUGCUCUUACCGGCGAGUCUCUUCCUGUGACAAAAGGACCUGGUGACAGUGUUUAUUCGGGUUCUACAUGCAAGCAAGGAGAGAUUGAAGCUGUGGUCAUUGCCACAGGCGUCCAUACAUUCUUUGGAAAGGCUGCCCACCUAGUAGAUACAACAAAUCAAGUGGGACACUUUCAAAAGGUAUUGACAGCUAUUGGGAAUUUCUGUAUAUGCUCUAUAGCCAUCGGGAUGAUAAUAGAAAUAAUUGUCAUGUACCCAAUUCAACACCGGAAAUAUCGUCCAGGAAUUGACAAUUUACUAGUACUUCUUAUUGGAGGAAUUCCUAUUGCAAUGCCCACAGUUUUAUCUGUGACAAUGGCAAUAGGGUCACAUCGGUUAUCUCAGCAGGGAGCUAUUACAAAACGAAUGACAGCAAUAGAAGAAAUGGCAGGCAUGGAUGUCCUUUGCAGUGAUAAAACUGGGACUCUGACCUUGAAUAAACUUACCGUUGAUAAGAAUCUGAUUGAGAUAUUUGCUAAAGGAGUAAACCCAGAUGCUGUUGUUCUGAUGGCAGCUAGAGCCUCUCGAGUGGAAAACCAGGAUGCGAUAGAUGCUGCUAUAGUGAACAUGUUGGCUGAUCCAAAGGAGGCACGAGCUGGAAUUCAAGAAGUGCACUUUCUUCCAUUCAACCCAACAGACAAGCGAACAGCUUUGACAUAUAUUGAUAGUGAAGGCAAAAUGCAUCGGGUCAGCAAAGGAGCACCAGAGCAGAUCCUGAAUCUUCUACGCAACAAAUCAGAUAUAGAACGUAGAGUUCAUGCAGUGAUUGAUAAGUUUGCAGAGCGUGGUUUAAGAUCUCUUGCAGUAUCGUACCAGGAAGUGCCUGAAGGAAGAAAGGAAAGCUCAGGAGGUCCAUGGCAAUUUAUUGGACUCAUGCCUCUAUUUGACCCUCCUAGACAUGAUAGUGCAGAGACAAUCCGAAGGGCAUUGAAUCUUGGGGUAAAUGUAAAAAUGAUCACAGGUGAUCAACUGGCAAUAGCAAAGGAAACAGGACGCCGCCUGGGAAUGGGAACCAACAUGUAUCCUUCAUCAGCCUUGUUAGGACAGAACAAGGAUGAGUCAAUUGGUGCUUUACCCGUUGAUGAUCUUAUUGAAAAAGCUGAUGGAUUUGCUGGUGUUUUCCCUGAGCACAAAUAUGAGAUUGUGAAACGUUUGCAAGCUAGGAAGCACAUAUGCGGAAUGACUGGUGAUGGAGUAAAUGAUGCUCCUGCUCUUAAGAAGGCUGAUAUCGGAAUAGCUGUUGCCGAUGCAACUGAUGCAGCUCGUAGUGCUUCUGAUAUUGUCCUAACAGAACCUGGCCUCAGUGUCAUCAUUAGUGCUGUACUAACAAGUCGAGCGAUCUUCCAGAGAAUGAAAAAUUACACUAUAUAUGCAGUCUCUAUAACAAUUCGUAUUGUGCUUGGUUUCAUGUUACUGGCACUUAUAUGGAAGUUUGACUUCCCGCCCUUUAUGGUGCUGAUUAUUGCUAUACUGAAUGAUGGAACAAUUAUGACAAUAUCAAAGGAUAGGGUGAAACCAUCUCCUCAGCCUGACAGUUGGAAGUUGGCAGAGAUCUUUACAACUGGAAUCAUUCUUGGUGGCUACCUGGCUAUGAUGACUGUCAUUUUCUUUUGGGCAGCAUAUAAGACAGAUUUCUUUCCUCGAACAUUUGGGGUUUCCAGCCUUCAAAAGAAAGAUGUGCAAGACUUUAGAAAGCUUGCCUCAGCAAUUUACCUGCAAGUGAGCACCAUUAGUCAAGCCCUCAUAUUUGUUACUCGGGCUCGGAGUUGGUCUUUUGUUGAGCGUCCUGGCCUUUUACUUGUAGCUGCUUUUGUUAUUGCUCAGCUGAUUGCUACACUAAUAGCUGUCUAUGCAAAAUGGAGCUUUGCUGCAAUUGAAGGGAUCGGGUGGGGUUGGGCUGGUGUGGUCUGGCUCUACAACCUCAUCUUCUAUUUUCCACUUGAUUUUAUCAAGUUUUUCACCCGAUAUGCCCUAAGUGGGAAGGCUUGGGAUCUAGUCAUUGAGCAAAGGAUUGCCUUCACAAGGAAGAAGGAUUUCGGAAAGGAAGAACGUGAGCUUAAAUGGGCACACGCACAAAGGACCCUGCAUGGGUUGCACCCACCUGAUACCAAGAUGUUCAAUGAACGUGGUAGUUUCAACGAACUUAACCAGAUGGCUGAAGAGGCAAAAAGACGAGCUGAGAUUGCUAGGUUCAGAGAAUUAACUACCUUGAAAGGGCAUGUUGAGUCAGUAGUAAGACUGAAAGGUCUGGAUAUCGACACAAUUCAGCAAGCCUACACCGUCUGAUGUACUCUGAUUGAUCCAUUUUGCUUCUUCUGAGGUACAUUAUACUUCAUAAGAGAAUAAUUGUAAAAUGUGUAAUUUAUCUUCUGAAUAUAUAAAUCAUAAUCCUCCAGCAGAUAUGUAUCAUAUUUUAGGUCAAGAGUUUCUCAAUAUAUACAAAACUACUUGGAUAUAGUUUGUUUGCUGCUCAAAAUCAUUUGUUUUGUUAUGUGA